Entrophospora sp. SA101 is the source of this 4515-nucleotide messenger RNA. The record is from the annotation of a GenBank genome assembly. Lineage: Eukaryota; Fungi; Glomeromycota; Glomeromycetes; Entrophosporales; Entrophosporaceae.
AUGCUGUCUAUAAAUAAAAAAGGCGGAGUUGCUCUCAACUAUAUUCUAAAAAGAGCUCCAAAUCUCUUACCUGCUGUAGCAACCACUGUAAAACUUCUUCCUAAAAUAACUAAAAAAGAUAAAAAAAAUAACCAGAGAUAUAUACAUCAUAAUUUUGAUCAUACAAAUAACACCAUAAACAAUCAUAAUGGGAUUCAUCAAAAUCAAAACAUUGAUGAUCAUGAUAAUGAUGACAAUAGUAGCGAUCGUUUAUCUGUGGCUUCAUAUUUCGUCAAUAACAAUGCGUUAUCUCCUGCUCAAAGGCGUGGUAUUAAACGUACUUUAUAUCAUGAUUAUGAUAUAUUAUCAAUAUUUAAAUCCUCAUCACCUUCAAAUCGUAACGAUGUACCAGAAAUCAAUAUUCUUCCAGUAGACACUACUAAUAAUAAUACUAGUAAUGGUCGUCGUCCUCACUCAAGAUCAAAUAAUAAUUUCCCUAUAAUAAAAGAAGGCUAUCUCAAUAAAAAAAUAGAUUUUGACACAAAAUCAUUCUCAUCCUCACCAUCUUCUGGUUGGAAAGUUUAUCGCGUAGUGUUACGUGGCUCAAAACUUUAUUUUUACAAACCUCCUUCCGAAUCAGUAUUAAAAACAUUUUUUCCAAAUAAUGAUGAUUUAAAUAAUAUUAGAGAUUUAAAAUUUUCAAUAUUCUCAUCAAAUGAUGAUCACGGUAUGGACUUAAAUCCUGCUAAUUUUGAAUCAAGUGCAAAUAAAUUAAUCUUUGAAGUAUGUAAACGUAAAUGGGUGAGGUAUACGGCUGCCAAUCUAAGACCUAUUAUGGAUGCUAUGGGUUUUGAGACACCAACGUCAAAUCAAGAUUGGGAUUCAAAAUCUUUUAAUAGUACUCGUGGUAUAUCUGAAAAUGAUAAUGUAAAUAAUAAUAAAGGUAAAGGUUACUAUACGAAAUGGAAACUGGAUUCUUGUUUUCCAAUUCAUAAUGUUGAAGUAAUACAGGACCCAACACAAGAUCAAAAUCCAUAUAUACCAACCAGCUAUUCUCCCUACAUUGCUCCCUUAUCUCAAUCCCCAUAUAUCAACUCUCUCUCAAAUAGACCAAAUGAUGAUGCCUCAUCUCUAAAAUCUUUUUCUUCCAAUAAUGCCGAUAAUAACAACGCUAUUCUCCAUCUAUCAAUUAUUGAUGGUCAAGAUAAAAGUACAUUAAGAGCUUUUAUUAUGCCAAAUAACGAAUCAAAAUCAAUUUGGAUUAGUAAACUAUGGGAUGCUAAGAAAGCAAGUCUUAGAAAAUUGAUUAAAUUACCUGAUAAAGUUGAUUCUAAUUUAAGACAAUAUGGUUCAUCAAGGGACAAUAAUAAUAGCAGUACUGGUGGAAAUAGUGGUGGCGGUAACAAGAUCGAAUUUGCAAAUCUUCCUACACCUAGAAAAGCUAGAGCAUAUUGGGGCACUGAUAAACAUCCUGAAUUAAUUGAAAAUGUUGUUGACAGAUCUAAUAAAUCCAGUGAAUUUAAAGAUGAAGAAGAAAAUAUUGAUGAUGAAUCCGGUAAAAUAAUUGAUAAUAAUGAUGAGGAUGGCAAAAUAAUUGAAAAUAUUGAAAUUGGGAAAGAUGAAAAUCUUGAAAACAGCGAUGAUGAUAGGAAUUCUCUUAAAGCCACUGAUGAAAUUGGCAAAGAUUUUGAUGAGGAUAGUUCAACUAAAUCACCAACGACUUUAGUUGAUGAUUCAACUUUUAAUUCUCCCAUUAAAAAGUCAUCCCAGAAAAUGAUUCGUGGGGGGUCGAUCGAUGCGUUAAUACAUGAACUUGUGUUUGAAAGUCAAAAGGGUGCCGAUGACGAUGACGAGUUUCUACAUGCAUUUCUUCUCACCUAUCCUCUAUUCAUAGAAUCGACCCAUAUUUUGCGCGAGUUACGUCGUUGUUCCAGUAUGAUAACUCCAAAGGCUGAUGUUAUUAACAAUAGAUUGAUUGUAAUUUUUAAAACAUGGUGUCAAAGCUAUACUAGAGAUUUGGUUAGGGAUGACUUUUGGAAUGAUAUUUUAAACUUUGUGGAAGAAAUAUUUCCUGACAAUGAAAAGGUUCAAGGUGCAAUGGAGUUAAAAAAUUUAUUACAUGAAAAACGUAAUGAAGUUCUUCAAUCAUCAUCAUCUAUGCCAAUUUCUUUAUCAACUCCGACUACAAUCACAACUAAUUCUGAUGACUCUGAAGAAGAAAAGCAUAAAGCAAUUAGCGACAAUCAAAUUGUCGAUCCGUUAUCUUUGGAUCUUUCUAAUUUGUUAGUUACGGGGUUAACUCCUGGCUUAUUUUUGAAAAUUGCUCCGGAAGAAUUAGCGAAACAAAUUUAUUCUUAUCAUUAUAUUGAGUUACACCGGUUGAAUCCAAAAAAUAAUUUAAGAAGUUUCAUGUCUCUGAAACACCGACCAAAUUCACCCACACCAUACAAAGAAAAUCCAUUAAAUUUCACUCAGACAUCUCCGCAUUUCAUCACACGAUUAAUCUACCAUCAUGUCUUGAUUGCAGCUCAACAAUCUGCUGCCUACUCAUCUCGUCGUCAUCUAAUCCUGAUGCAUUGGAUAAAAGUUGGUAUUAAAUGUAAGGAAUUGGGCGAUAUGGCAAGUUGGAUGGCUAUUGUUGUGGCUGUUUGUUCGCCUAGUAUAGUGAGAUUAAAGGAAACUUGGAGUAGGGUGGAUGAUAAUUUGAGAAGUAUAAUCAUUAAUGAUUGGAUUCCUCUGAUGUCAUCUUUUGGUGGUUUAGAAGGCGAGAUUGAUUAUAUUAAUAAUCCCAAGACGCCACCUUUAACACUAUUACCUGAUAAAAAAGAAAAUCUUAAAACUAAACCAAUUCCUUAUUUUGGGUUUGUUACUGUUGCAUUGGAAAAAUUGUCUACUAACGUACCAGCUUUUAUUGAUAAAUCUUCUUCAUUAUCACCUGGGGAAGAUUUUAAUUUCAAUGGAAACUACACCAAUGCUAACAAUAGUAGUAGCCGCGUCAGCUCACGAAAUAAUAGUAUGACUGGUACUAAUACCAUUAAUUUUGAAAAAUAUUGGAAAAUAUAUGAUACAAUUAUCAAUUCUCUUUCUCAAUGGCAACAAUUUGAUGAUAUUCAAGAAAGUCAAGCUUCUUCAAUAUUAGAUCCAUGGCAAUUUUUUGAUUCCUCUUUAUCAGCUAUUCGUAAAAGUCUUGACCCGGCAUUUGAAAGUCAGGAUGAAAAACUUGCACAAUCAAUUGACAAGGUUGUGAGUGAUUCAGUACCUUCUUCACUCUACGAAAAUUCAAAAGAUAAUUUUAUGGAACAAAAGAAACAAAAUGAGCAACCAAAGCUGCUCGGAAAACAAUUAAGACACCACCACCAUCGACCAAGAACUAAGUCCAAAGUGGAGACUUUUUUGAUACAUGCCGUACGACCAAUAUCUGUAGUUGCAAACACCAUAACAAAUACAUUAAAUCCUGGAUAUGCAUCCAAUUUACGAAAUCAGCAGCGAUCACAACAAAGUUUUAAACCAAUACUUGUCAUCAAUCUAAUUAAUUCUGAAAUAAUACCUGAAAACAAUUUAUCUCUUGAUUUUGUGUUCCGUAUCAUAAGUGAAGAAGGUGGUCAAUAUUUGUUUCAAGCCUUUAAUUUUGAUGAUAUGAAUGAUUGGAUUAAAGUUAUAAAAGGUGCGGAAAAACAAGGAGCAGAAAAACGUCAAACAAUAUUUGAGACAGAACCAAUAAUUAGAAUUGAAGAAGAAGAAAUAUCACACGAAGCUGGUUCACGUAAUUCCAAUCUUGAAACAUUAAUGAUAGAUGGAAAUAUCCCAACCCUCGUUGAAAGAUGUAUAGCUGAAAUUGAAAAAAGAGAAGUUGGAAUUUAUCGUGUUCCAGGAGCUAAAAACCUUAUUGAAAAAUUAACGGAAGAAUUUAACAAUGAUACAGUAGAUUUGAGUAGUGAAACUUAUAGUGACAUUAAUGUUGUGGCUAGUGUACUCAAACUUUUCUUCCGUUCACUUCCAGAACCUCUUAUGACCUAUGAAUUGUAUGAAGAGUUUGUCAAUGCUUCAAAAAUUAAAGAUCAUGAUGAAAGAUUUUAUGCAAUCAAAGAUCUUUUGUAUAAGUUACCAAGAGCAAAUUACAAUUUAUUAAAACGAUUGAUCGAACAUUUGGAAACAGUCACUGAUUACGAAGAAGUCAACCACAUGUAUGCUGGUAACUUGGCGUUAGUAUUUACUCCUAAUAUACUCAAAUCACGUGAUUUUAUAGUUUCAAUGGGAAAUUUAGGACACAAUAGUGACAUUAUCAAAUGUCUGAUACUUCAUUAUCAUUGGUUCUUUGAUGUGGAGAGAGAAGUGGAAGAAGUUGGAGAUAAUGGAGAAAUUGAAGAAGGGACGGUUAGAGAGGGUGAAGAUGUAGAGGAGGUUGAGAUUGAGGAGAUGGAUGGGUUUGAUGUAGAAACUUCAGAUUUCCGCAACAUUUUCUGGAUUGAAGGGUUUGAUAAUCGAGAAUGUGGAGAAAUUACAUUUGUAUUUAGUGAAUCCAAUUCAUAUCUUUAA